Molecule: messenger RNA, 444 nt
Organism: Durusdinium trenchii
Lineage: Eukaryota; Dinophyceae; Suessiales; Symbiodiniaceae
Source: the annotation of a GenBank genome assembly
AUGGUCGACUCCAAGGUUGGUUGGAAUGACGGCGUCCUUGUAAUGUCAUUGCUCUACAUGUGUAUCGACGUCCAAUACGAAUGGGAUGGCUUUGCAAGCUGCCGACGUCCCAUCCACAAAUGGCUCCUGUUGAGCUAUGGCUUGGUUGUGAUGUCAAGACUGGUCCAUAUAGGGGGCGCUCUCAUGCUGAACCUUCGCCAGAGUGCAAUUGCGCGGCUUCUUCUUUCCAUGAUGUGCCUGGUGAUCUUGCCGACUCCGUUGCAUCUUGUAGCACAAAAUGGCCAAGUUGAAGCCCUGGAAUCACUCAUUGCUGCCGGCAAGGUUCAACUCCAUUGCGCUGGGCAGCACAAAAUGACCACGUUGCAGCCCAGGAAAAGCUCAUUGCUGCCGGCGCUGAGUAGUGUUGUAAAUGAACAACAUAAAUCAAGUAGAAUCUGUCCCUGA